AAUGAUAAAAGUACUGACCUUGUUCUGGUAUUUUACAAACCAUAUACGCGCUUCAAUGAAAAAUGUUUGUAUUACAAGUAACCAGUAACUAUAUAAAUACUAAUACCGGUAUAUUUACUAAUCAACUAUAGCAGUAAAUGAGCAAUUUACCAGCAACCAAAAAACACAAUGUUGAGUGCUCAGUAAAGUCCAGAGAAACUGAGAUCUAGGUUGAUGAGGAGAAACUCUCAGUAAAAUCUAGGUCGGGGCUCCCUCCAAGGGGCUCACGUGUCGAUGGGGAGAGCAUCGAGCUUGCGACAGGAGGUCGUGACACGCCAAAAGAAUGUCGUUCACGGGUCUGCCCCUAUGGCCCGAGGUGCUCCGACACGGAGAAGAAGACGGUGUUGCUGAAUGCACCGCCGGGGAGGAACAAGUGUGGGAUGUGCGUGCGCGUGACUUCGACCGUCCACCCAAAGAAGACGUCGGCAAUGAUUCGGAUUGGGGAAUCGAUGCCAGAGACAAACUUCUCGAAUGUAGAUCGGAGCGAGAUGGAUCUGGAUGUCAACGCCUGGGGGCAGGCCGUGGUCGACCGAGGCGAAGUGCUGCUGCGCGUUUACGCCGCACCAAGUUGGGAUGCGUGAGAGGUCGGGUUGUGGAGGAGGAUGUCGUGGUUGGCGGUUUGAACGUUGUUGAGGAGAUGGUGGGUGCGCGAGGCGAACAUGGCAGCGGCGCGAGUUCGCCGUGGCGGCGGUUUGAUAAGGCCCUAACAGACCGAAGGAUAAAUCGGCUGAGACUGGGCAAGAUGCCGCCGGCGCACGCCGACACGGAGGGGAUGGCGGGGGUGAGGAGCGCCUCGGUGAAGAUGAGCGAGCAGUCGAGGCUGAGCGAGAAGGACCCGAAGGCGGCGGCGAUGGCGUAGGCGAUUAUGGGAUGCAGAUGCGGCGGUGGGGGGCCAACAAGUGCUUUGAGAGGAGGGAGUAGGAGAGGGAGAUGCUUAGAGGAGGGCAGCGGCAAAGAGAGAGGAGAGGGACAGGAGGCGACUGCGACACUGGCGAGCGGUUCUGCGUCGCUUCGAGAGGGAGAGAGAGCGGUUGUGCGUAUGGCCGAACAGGGAGAGCCUUAUCGGAGGCGCGGGAGGCAGAACGAGAGGGGAGGCAGA
This is a messenger RNA of Zea mays, 1138 nucleotides long. RefSeq lists its product as uncharacterized. The transcript has a single exon. Lineage: Eukaryota; Viridiplantae; Streptophyta; Magnoliopsida; Poales; Poaceae. Bases 323 to 898 code for a protein of 191 amino acids. The record is from RefSeq and is a predicted model, not a curated record.